Molecule: messenger RNA, 324 nt
Organism: Rotaria sp. Silwood1
Lineage: Eukaryota; Metazoa; Rotifera; Eurotatoria; Philodinida; Philodinidae
Source: the annotation of a GenBank genome assembly
AUGCAAAAUGAAGUUGAACGUAUAUUACUGAAAGUUACAACUAUUUGUAUUGAAUCAAGUAAACUUGAAGACGAUGUUCAUGACAUAGUACUUCGUUUUAGACGUUGUGGUGGUUGUCGUUGUCGUGGUGGUACUAGUGGCCGAAGUGGUCGUAGUUGCGCUGGUGGUUGUGGUCGUGGCCGUGGUAGUGAUCGUGGUAGUGGUUGUAGUGGUGAUCGUGGUAGUGACUGUGGUGGUCGUAGUGGUUGCAGUGGUCAUGGUGGUAGUCGUAGUGGUCUUGGUUGUGGUGGUAGUGGCCGUGGUAGUGGUUGUCGUCGUAACUGA